AUGUACCAGUUCGUUGAGAGAUGGCGUUCGCGCUGCGAAUCCAAAGCCAACGAGCUUAAUCUGUGGAAUAGGUACUUGUACAUCAACUAUUGCAAGGAAGAUCAAGACCCUUUUGCCGGAUAUGGCGAAGAGAAUAAGCUGAGACUGAAAGCAAUUCAAGAAAAGGUCGAUCCAUUAGGCCUUUUCACCAAAGACGGACUCAACAGAGGAUACUUUAAGCUUCGUUAA
Molecule: messenger RNA, 228 nt
Organism: [Torrubiella] hemipterigena
Lineage: Eukaryota; Fungi; Ascomycota; Sordariomycetes; Hypocreales; Clavicipitaceae
Source: the annotation of a GenBank genome assembly